AUGGAAUCCCAGUUUUCAUCGUUCCAGUCGAUUGACAUCAACAGUGAAUUGAAACGGUGGAUGGCCCAACUGGAAGUUGUUGAAACCGGUGUAAAUAACCUCUUCGGUCAAGUUCAAAUUCUUCGCAAUGGGCGCUACAUAAGAACGGAGCAGGUGUACCGAAAAGUGUGUACAUUACAUCAACGCCUCCUCGAAUUGCAACGACGCUGCCGAAACUUCCUCAAGGUCACUUCACUGAGCCAAUCAGAAGACCGGAUUCAGACUCUGCGAGCCAACGGUGGUAGUUGGACGGCCGCUCCCGGCGGUCGCAGCAGUAGUAGCUUGAGGUGGCUGGUGAAACAAAGCAAACACUUCGGCGUCUUACAAGCAGCUCUAGAUUGGAUACAAGAGAGAAAUGAGACCAUUGCAAACGCACCUUUUGGUGAUAAUCGCAAGUGUAAGCACAAGGCUCUGGCGGUUCCUAAACUUAAGCAGCUUCUUAGGCAAAACACAUUAAAGAAGUUUCAUCGUCGAUAG
Hydatigera taeniaeformis is the source of this 516-nucleotide messenger RNA. The record is from the annotation of a GenBank genome assembly. NCBI's taxonomy places the organism in Eukaryota, Metazoa, Platyhelminthes, Cestoda, Cyclophyllidea, Taeniidae.